GCGCGCGGCGCAGGGUAAACAGUCGCGUGUCCUCAAGCGCUGAGGGAGGGACAGAGCGGAGCUAACUGCCAGAGAGAGAGAGAGAGAGGGAGAGAGAGGGAGAGAGAGAGAGCAAGCGAAUGAGGAAGAAGCCUUGCGACGUCGCCUCACACUGUAAUAGUGGAUUGUACUUCAGCUGGAGCGGCUUGGCAGGUUUAAACACAUCAAAACAGAACAAAGAGACGAGAGACGCUACAGCACUAUAAAAGAAUCUGCAAAAGAAAAGAGAAAAAGGGGACUGGAGAAAGAGAAAUCUCAGCGGCCAAAUGACAAAAGAAGCGAAGAAAAAGCACGGUUAAUAUCUUUCCAUGCGGUGACGGUGCAUUCGCCUGGACGCUUUUAAGGACAAAAUAGCAGCGUGUUUCCACCAGCAGAAGUUUACUCACGGGGCAAAGUUUUUUUUUUUUUUAAUGAUUUUUUUCCUUGAGAAUUUUUUUUCUUUUUAAGAAAUUCCAGAAACAACAUCAGCGGCAACAUAAGGAAGACUGUUGGCGACUUCAGAGGGCUUUUGGACACUGGCAUAUAGAAAAUAGGAAUUAUCAUUUCUAUUCAUCUGUUAUGUUUGACUUGUACGAAUAUUCAGAUUGCACAGUAUAACUUGCGGAUUUUUUUUUUUGUUUUUCAUCCUAUACCUGUGCACUGUAUCUUUUUGCUGGCAUUUGUUGCUUCGCACUUCGAUGGUGUUCGCCCCAAAAACCAACUCAGACUUUUAAAGUUUGAAUAAUUCAUGAGAUACAGUUUGCUUGCAUCGAAAAAAAGCGCGCGAGAGAAAGUUUCUGCAAAAAAAAGAAAAAAGAAAAGGGAGGGGGGCUUAAUCAACUGCUGUUCAUAAGAUUGGCGGAAUGGCCACGGCGGCUUCCAAUCCGUAUCUGCCCAGCAGUAGUAUAUUAUCGUCGGGUUCGAUAGUGCACUCGGACUCAGGAGGUGCGGGCAUGCAGCCGGGCGGCGGCGCGGCGACCUCGGUGUCCUCCGGCGGCUUCCGAGGCGAGUCAGCGGUGAAAAUGGUGCAGAGUGACUUCAUGCAGGGGGCCAUGGCGGCGGCGAGCAACGGCGGCCACAUGCUUAGCCACGCACACCAGUGGGUGACGUCGCUGCCUCAUGCGGCCGCCGCCGCCGCCGCAGCCGCGGUAGCAGCCGCCGAGGCCGCCUCGCCUUGGUCCACGAGUCCGGUGGGCAUGGCAGCCAGUCCGCAGCAACAACAGUCUCAGCAGCAACAGCAGCAGGAUGUGAAGAGCAGCACGGCGCGCGAGGAUUUGCACACUUCCAGCACGCUGCAUCACCGGCAUUUAGGUCCGCACCAGGCGCACACGGCUCCCUGGGGCGGCGCCGCAGCUGCUGCACACAUCUCCGCCAUUACCGCGAGCCAGCAGCAGCAACAACAACAGCAGCAGCAGCAGUCGCUCAUCUACUCGCAGCCCGGUGGCUUCACGGUGAACGGCAUGCUGAGUGGCGGCCAGAGUCUCGUGCACCCUGGGCUGGUGCGAGGCGGCACGCCGGAGCUGGAGCACGGCGCGCACCCGCACUCUCACCCUCACCAUCACCACCAUCAGCAUCACCAUCACCAUCACCACCACCAGCAUCAGCAUCAGCACCACCAGCAGCAGGGCCACCACGGCCCCAACAGCCACGAGGCACACUCGGAUGAGGACACGCCGACUUCGGACGACCUGGAGCACUUCGCCAAGCAGUUCAAGCAGCGGCGCAUCAAGCUUGGCUUCACGCAGGCCGACGUGGGCCUCGCGCUCGGUACGCUCUACGGCAACGUGUUCUCUCAGACCACGAUCUGCCGCUUCGAGGCGCUGCAGCUCAGUUUCAAGAACAUGUGCAAGCUCAAGCCGCUGCUGAACAAGUGGCUGGAGGAGGCCGACUCGAGCACGGGCAGUCCGACGAGCAUCGAUAAGAUCGCGGCGCAGGGCCGCAAACGCAAGAAGCGCACAAGCAUCGAGGUGAGCGUCAAGGGCGCGCUCGAGAGCCACUUCCUCAAGUGCCCUAAGCCGUCAGCGCAGGAGAUCAGCACCCUGGCCGACACGCUGCAGCUGGAGAAGGAGGUGGUGCGCGUCUGGUUCUGCAACCGCAGGCAGAAGGAGAAGCGCAUGACGCCGCCCGGAGUGCCCCCGACGCCGGACGAUGUGUACUCGCAGGUCGGCAACGGACAUUUUUUAGUAGAUUACUUAAAAGAUGCAAGUUUAAACGGGCCGAGCGAGGCGGGCGACCAGAAGGUGACAACAACCACACGUUCGUUCCAUCAGAAAAUACAAAAAAAAAUCAAAGAGAGACGUUUGAAAAGACUUUCCGGUUCCUCAGCUGCACUUAUUUGAAAUCCUCUGCGGGAGCUGUGGAUGUUCUCCAUGCUGCCAUUUCCAAGCAGUAUUCUUUGGUAGGUUUUAAUAAACGAGACUAUGUAAAGCCGGCAAUAUAUAGAUUCCUUAGAUCAGAUGUUGAUCGGAAUUAUUUACUUUAUAUUUUCAUUCAAAUGCUUUGUUUUAAUAUUUUAUUCGGGAUACAUAUGAACUAUUCCAAACAGUAAUUUAUUUCUCCCCGUUUCAGAACUGUGUAAAAAUAUUCUCGUCCCUGAUUUUUUUGUUUUUGUUUGUUUGUUUGUUUAGAUGAUUUUUUUUGUAUUGUUUAUUAUUAUUAAUUUUUUUUUGAACGAGCACAAAUCAAGAAGAGCAGACUUUGGCAGUAGACAACAAAGGGUAUUUUGAUGUGAUGAUUUGAUUGUAAUUUAAUUUUAGUAGUGAUUCCGUAAGAGAUGAUUGAGAACAAUAAAUUUGUUAGAAUGAACAAAAACAUGAUGAUUGUGUGUUUUGCCUGUAAGCUCGCAGAUCUUAAUACACACAGGAGAGUUCAAGUGGAAUUUAUUUUAUUCGAGGCUGUGAGAAGAAAGAUGGGCGAACCUAAUGAUGUGGCAGUUAGAAUGAUUUAUUAUAAUGAAUAAGAUAUUCUUCAAUGCUAAUUCAUCUGGGCCUCUUGUGUAGACUCAAACAACUCCACAUUUUCAGCUACAUCUUUAAAUUAUUUUCAGUGGGUUUUUUUUAAUAAUGCAGCAUGCCUUUUUUAAAAUCACGGAAUUUCUUGGGUUUUUUUCCCCCUCUUUCCAUGAGAUGUGCUCUUUUCUUUUGCACCAUGUUGUGUAGCAGCAGUAGUGGCUGUUCACUGGGCCUCGAUCCCACGGGGCAGAAGUUGCAGGCUUGUCCGAGGUGGAGUGUUUACAGCUGCUUAGCUUUUAGUUGCUCGCUUUUGUUGUGCACGUGAGUUAUCGUUUCUGGUUUCUUAUGACAGCUGUCAAAGUCAAGAUGCAUGCAUGCAUUAGCUCGCUUACAU
Messenger RNA from Pangasianodon hypophthalmus (striped catfish), 3363 nucleotides. RefSeq names its product POU class 3 homeobox 3b (gene pou3f3b). Gene Ontology annotation, molecular function: RNA polymerase II cis-regulatory region sequence-specific DNA binding; DNA-binding transcription factor activity, RNA polymerase II-specific. The record is from RefSeq and is a predicted model, not a curated record. The transcript has 3 exons. NCBI's taxonomy places the organism in Eukaryota, Metazoa, Chordata, Actinopteri, Siluriformes, Pangasiidae. Gene Ontology annotation, cellular component: nucleus. The coding region runs from base 882 to 2357 and encodes 491 amino acids. Gene Ontology annotation, biological process: regulation of transcription by RNA polymerase II; brain development.